AAGUGGUGUUGUAGUUGUCCCCACUGGGGCAGGCAGCGGCAGCGGUGGUGGAGGCGCGAGGGUGCACGGGGCCUCCCCGAGGGGGAGGCAGGCAGCCACCAUGGAGCUCUGGCGACAGUGUACCCACUGGUUGAUCCAGUGUCGGGUGCUGCCUCCCAGCCACCGAGUGACCUGGGAGGGGGCGCAGGUGUGUGAGCUGGCACAGGCUCUGCGAGAUGGGGUGCUCUUGUGUCAACUGCUUAACAAUCUGCUUCCCCAAGCCAUCAACCUGCGGGAGGUCAACCUGCGGCCCCAGAUGUCCCAGUUCCUGUGUCUUAAGAACAUCCGGACCUUCCUGUCUACUUGCUGUGAGAAGUUCGGCCUCAAGCGCAGUGAACUCUUUGAGGCCUUCGACCUCUUUGAUGUACAGGACUUUGGAAAGGUCAUCUACACCCUGUCUGCCCUGUCAUGGACACCCAUCGCCCAGAACAAAGGAAUCAUGCCUUUCCCAACGGACGACAGCACCGUGGGCGACGAAGAUAUUUACAGUGGCCUUUCAGACCAGAUUGAUGACACCACAGAGGAAGAUGAGGACCUUUAUGACUGCGUGGAGAAUGAGGAGGCAGAGGGGGAUGAGAUCUAUGAGGACCUCAUGCGAUCGGAGUCCGUGCCUACGCCGCCCAAGAUGACUGAGUACGACAAACGCUGCUGCUGCUUGCGGGAGAUCCAGCAGACCGAGGAGAAGUAUACGGACACGCUGGGCUCCAUCCAUCAGCACUUCAUGAAGCCCCUACAGCGAUUCCUCAAGCCUCAAGACAUGGAGACCAUCUUCGUUAACAUCGAGGAGCUGCUCUCUGUGCACACCCACUUCCUGAGGGAGCUGAAGGAUGCCCUGGCCGCCCCGGGAGCAACAAUGCUGUACCAAGUCUUCAUCAAGUAUAAGGAGAGGUUCCUUGUUUAUGGCCGUUACUGCAGUCAGGUGGAGUCAGCCAGCAAGCGCUUGGAUCAAGUGGCCACAGCGAGGGAGGAUGUGCAGAUGAAGCUGGAGGAAUGUUCUCAAAGAGCUAACAACGGCCGAUUCACCCUGCGGGAUCUGCUCAUGGUGCCCAUGCAGAGGGUGCUGAAGUACCACCUCCUCCUCCAGGAGCUGGUGAAACACACGCAAGAUGCUACGGAAAAGGAGAACCUACGACUGGCUUUGGACGCCAUGAGGGACCUGGCGCAGUGUGUGAAUGAGGUCAAGAGGGACAACGAGACCCUGCGGCAGAUCACAAACUUCCAGUUGUCCAUCGAGAACCUGGACCAGUCUCUGGCCAACUAUGGCCGACCUAAGAUUGAUGGUGAACUCAAGAUAGCCUCAGUGGAACGGCGCUCCAAGACGGACAGGUAUGCCUUCUUGUUGGACAAAGCGCUGCUCAUCUGUAAGCGCCGCGGGGAUUCCUACGACCUCAAGGCCUCGGUGAACCUGCACAGCUUCCAAGUUCGGGAUGACUCCUCCGGGGAGCGAGACAACAAGAAGUGGAGCCACAUGUUCCUUCUGAUCGAGGAUCAAGGCGGCCAGGGCUAUGAGCUGUUCUUCAAGACGCGGGAGCUGAAGAAGAAGUGGAUGGAACAGUUUGAAAUGGCCAUCUCCAACAUCUACCCAGAGAAUGCCACAGCCAAUGGGCAUGACUUCCAGAUGUUCUCCUUUGAGGAGACCACUUCUUGCAAGGCCUGCCAGAUGCUACUCAGAGGUACAUUCUACCAAGGAUAUCGCUGUCAUAGGUGCAGGGCACCUGCACAUAAGGAAUGUUUGGGGAGAGUGCCUCCAUGUGGCCGCCAUGGGCAAGAUUUCUCAGGAACUAUGAAGAAGGACAAGCUACAUCGAAGGGCCCAGGACAAGAAAAGGAAUGAACUGGGUCUGCCUAAGAUGGAAGUGUUUCAGGAAUACUAUGGGAUCCCUCCCCCGCCCGGAGCUUUUGGAACAUUUUUGCGGCUCAACCCUGGGGACAUUGUGGAGCUCACUAAGGCAGAGGCUGAGCACAACUGGUGGGAGGGAAGAAAUACUGCUACCAACGAAGUAGGCUGGUUCCCCUGUAACAGAGUACGCCCCUAUGUCCACGGCCCUCCUCAGGACCUGUCUGUGCAUCUCUGGUAUGCGGGUCCCAUGGAACGAGCAGGAGCCGAGGGCACCCUCAUCAACCGCUCUGACGGGACCUACCUGGUGCGGCAGAGGGUGAAAGAUACAGCAGAAUUCGCCAUCAGCAUUAAGUAUAACGUCGAGGUCAAACAUAUUAAAAUCAUGACGUCAGAGGGGCUGUACCGGAUCACGGAGAAGAAGGCUUUCAGGGGCCUUCUGGAACUGGUGGAGUUUUAUCAGCAGAAUUCUCUCAAAGAUUGCUUCAAGUCGCUGGAUACCACCUUGCAGUUCCCUUACAAGGAGCCUGAGAGGAGAGCCAUCAGCAAACCGCCAGCUGGAAGCACCAAAUAUUUUGGUACUGCCAAAGCCCGCUAUGACUUCUGUGCCCGGGACCGAUCAGAACUGUCACUUAAGGAGGGUGACAUUAUCAAGAUCCUCAACAAGAAGGGACAGCAAGGCUGGUGGCGUGGGGAGAUCUAUGGCCGGAUUGGCUGGUUCCCUGCCAACUAUGUGGAGGAAGACUAUUCUGAAUACUGCUGAGCCUGGUGCCCUACAGGACAGAGAGAGAGGCAGAUGUAUGCUGAGUCCAGGACGCCGGCAAGGUUGAGGGGCCAUGAACAGUCCUCGGUGGUAGAGCUUCCGGAUGCAGAGCAGACAGCCAGUGGCCAGCUGGCAGGCUUCCCAGGAUGAAGGAUGGUUAAUUUAUAACACACUGAUUGUCUCGAAUGCCCCAAGGAAGAUGGGGCUUGAGGCAACUGCUUCUAAUAAAAUGAGAAGAACAGGCA
This is a messenger RNA of Myodes glareolus (Bank vole), 2883 nucleotides long. The record is from RefSeq and is a predicted model, not a curated record. NCBI's taxonomy places the organism in Eukaryota, Metazoa, Chordata, Mammalia, Rodentia, Cricetidae.